Messenger RNA from Anas platyrhynchos (mallard), 6888 nucleotides. RefSeq names its product chromosome 27 C6orf132 homolog (gene C27H6orf132). Lineage: Eukaryota; Metazoa; Chordata; Aves; Anseriformes; Anatidae. The record is from RefSeq and is a predicted model, not a curated record.
GUAGGGGGGUCCCAGCGCCCUUCUGAAGGAACUCUGGCUGCUGCUGCUGCUUCUAAAGUCAGCCCUGCCCCAGCAGCUCUCACGUUCCUGAACUCCUUACACCCAGUGCAGUGUGUAAUGUUAACGUGCUGGAUACACUGAGCUUAACCUUUGAUCAAGGAGACUUUGGAGUCCUACAGCAAUCUCCUGUAAAAAUAGUGCUAAUACCAGUGAAAGGCAAAGGGCACCGGCUUGAUUAUUAUCUAGGCUUUUGUGUACAGAAAACCAGCGCACAGCCGUGGUGCAGACUGACUGUAGGAUGUUUCCUUUGCACAACGGGCUGUUAACAGCUAAUGCAAACAGCUGCCUGGGGUGAGGAGCAGUGCAACAGGGCUGGCCCUGCGAGGACGGAGCCAACGCUGAACGGUGUGUCCCUGACUGCUGCCCAGGGGCCUGGGAGCUCCUCAUAUUUCCUCACUAUGGUCUCUCCCAUCGCUGGUAUGUGAAAGCCCAGUCAACUGCUUCGGUCACUUACGUCUGUGCUGACAGCCUGAUUCAGCAUCAGUUUGUGUUUUGGACGUGGGCGCGUUAGUGUACGUUUCGUGAGCAGCUCCAAUCCCUCUGCGGAGCAAUCUCAGCAGUGAGUCACUGGAGGAAAGAGGAGAGGCUUUCUGCUUUUGGCAGGUGUAUGAGGCAGGAGCCCUGGUCAGCACUCUAGAAUGCCCAGGAAUCCCACGGGGUGGCUGUGCCAACGCCGUCAGUGCCAGAAGACUUUGAAGAAAAAGCAGCUCUUGGCCCUGGCUCCCAGAUCAAUGGGAACUACCGAAUGUACAGCUCGGUGGGGGACCUGCGCCCGCAGGCUCUUGACGGGGAUGAGCUGGAUGAAGACAUCCCUCCACCACCAUCAGUACCCCCUCCGCCCCCGCCAACAGCACGGGCCCCCUCGCCACCGCUUCUAGCCUCACCAGCCCUACAGCCGCCUGAAAUGCGGCCGCCUUCACCACCGCUGCCACUGCCCGAGACGGUGCCGCCACCUCCUGCCAUGGCACCUCCACCACCCCCAGCCUCCACCCUGUCCUCCCCUGGCAUGCUGUCCCCUCCAGACUUCAUCCCACCAGCCCCACCGCUCUCCAAGGCCCCCGUGCCCUUCACCAAUGGCAUCUCCAAGUGGAAGUCUGAGACUGUGCUGAACACGAGGCAGGCGGACGCCGAGGGACCACUCCACACCACUGAAGUCCAGGUGCCGGCUGCCCCCAGCCCGAAGGAGAGCCUGCAGCCCCCCAAGCAGUGCCCCGAGCCCCAUCUCACCUUCCCAAGGUCCUUCAAGGUGCCUCCUCCGGCCCCGGCACGGUCCUCCUCCAUCCCCGUGCAGGAGAACCAGCCUGCCCGUCAGGAGCCCUUCUCCAGGCAGCCCCACGCCCGGCCUCCCCUCCCGCCAUGCUUCACCAUAAGACCCGCAGCCAAAGCUCACGCAGGAGAAGCCAAGGAGAGAAAUCCCCCGCUGAGACAGCCCCUCACCAAGAUGGCUGUGCCGACCCCUCCACCGCUGAGCCCCAAGCCAGGUCCAGAGAUCAUCGGCCGGUCCCCGCUGCCCAGCUCAGAGUCAGAGAAGAGUCCCCAGCCAAAAACUGCCAACAAAGACUCUCCUCCGAAACCUGAAGUUCUCACUGCGAAUGACCUGGAGCUGCCUCCUCCGGAUUACCCGACCUCUGAGGACAGCUGGAAGGAUGCCGGCAACCUGAGCAGGCUGCAGCACGAGCUCUCGGCCCUGCUGCGCUCCCCCAGGAGGGAGGAGAGGCAGACGGAGGUGCCAGCAGCUCCCCGGCCCGCAGGCGGCAGCACCAACAAUGCUGGCAACCAUGUGCCUGGCCCCAAUGGGCCCCAGCUCACCGAGCCUCCCAGGAAGGCCUCGCCAUUACCCACGGGAGGGGAGAAGGAGAGGAAGGAGGGGCCCGGCAGCCCCCCCAGUGCCAUGGGCAGCCCCCCCGGUGAGGCACAACCAGCUCCCGAGAGCAACUCGGCCGUGCAGCCCCGCAGCGUGAUGAAAAUCAGGAAUGAGCUGGAAGCAGUGUUCUCCCUGAAGAAAGAAAGAAAGCCUGCCCUGGGGCUUGCUGGCCAGAAGCAGGGCCCUGAGGAUGGGGGCAGCACCCCACGUUUGCGGUUGAGUCCCCCUGACCUGGGUGAUGCCGUGCUGCCAAAACCAGCCCCAAGCCUGCUCCCAGCCCCGAGCCUGCUCCCAGCACCGGUGGUGGCUGCUGCCGAGGAGCCAACCAGGCAGGAGGAACAUCCCGUUCCUGUCACCCCUGCUGCUGACAAGGCCACGGAGAGCUCGACCACUGCUCCCCAGUCCCCUGACAGCAGUGUGAGUGCCCCAGAGCUGCCUCAGAAGCCAGAGGAGGAGCCCCCUGCUCCCACUCCCCCAUCGCCCCCCAUCUCCCUAGCCCCGCAGCCUGGCGCUGCCAUCUUCCAGUACAAAGUGCACCGGGCUGGGGCUGGCUCGGCCGAGCCUCCCUGCCCCAAAAACUCAUCCAGCAGCCCCCCGGGAGCCUCAGGCUCGGGGGAGGAGGAGGUGCUGAUCCACCCCGUGACGGGUGAGCGGGUGGAGCGGGGCUCCCCCAUGGCGCUGCUGCUGGCAGCCCGGCAGCGUGCGCAGCGGGGGCAGCUGGGCAGUGAGGCGGGGGGCCCACCGCGGGCAAAGCCACCCCCAAAACUCGGCAGUGCCGCGUCGGACACCACCUCCACCACCAGCUUCUACCGCCACGAGUCCAAGCCCUACUCCUUCACCGUGGUGCCCCGGCCCCUGUCAGGGACAGGACAGAGCAAGCCGCACUCCUUCUCCAGCUCCUCAGAGCAGGGACGGGUGGUGGGCGAGGGGCAGCCCCCCGGGCACCAGCGGGCCACUGCCUCCAGCCUGCUGCGGGGCCUCCUGGAGUCAGGUCAGCCGAAACGCCCCGAGCCUCCCCGCUCUGCCAUGCCCAGGGAUGACGAGGUGGAGGAGAAGAACGGGGAGAUGACGCUGGACUACGCCAUCAUCCCGCCACCCCCCGAGUUCAGCAACGAGGUGGAUGAGGCUGACGGGAUCCCCCAGAGCCGGGAGGGGAACCGCAAGUGCCCCAGCUUCCCCGACUGCAGCCGGGGCUCGGAGGCACCACGGUACUUCAGGUGGCCUGGCUACGGCCGUGGCUACAACUACGGGAACAGACAGGAGCCCGUGGAGCAGAGCAGGAGGAACAGCGACCUGACGCCCCACUAUCCAGAUUACGGUGGCUCUGCUGGCUACUUCGGCCGUGGUCCAAACAGCCGCCCGCUCAUCAAAAAGCGGCUCUACGUCUCGGAGCCUGAACGCUCCUACCCCAGGGCAGCUGCCCGGGGUGCGGGCGCUCUCUCAUCCUACGGCCCUGGGGCAUACAGCUCCUCGGCUGGGGAGGGGGCUCGCCGCCUGGGCUCUGCCCACCGGAAUGGCCCCGCCAGCACGCAGGGCAGGCGGACAUCCAUCGAUUCGGCUGGGAAAGCCGGGCCGUACGGCGGUGCUGACACCAAGUACAAGGCACAGAAUGGGGAUUUCUCGGCAGCUGGCAGACCUGCCCACGGCAGCUCACAGUACAGUGGACCCACCAACACCUUCACGGUCAGACCCGGGACACGGCAGCCUAUCUCCUACGCCUACCAGAGUGGUCACCGGUAGGCUUGUCCGUGGGGCUGCUCUGCCACCUUCGUCCUUCAGCUGGCAAGAGAUGAAGAGGUGCCUCAGUGGCUCACCACCCUGGGCACCAGGGACAGUCCCAACCCAGCCAGCAAAUGAAUGCACUGCUUGAAACUACAGAGGGUGAAGGCAGAGAGCAAAUCUGGGACUUGAACUCUUCUCAAAAGACUGUCAUGGAGAGUAGUUACUACAGAGGACCGGCUGCUGUUCGUGAGCAAACGUGUUUUUCCUUCUCUUCCCAUUCUCCCGGUAUUAUUUUCAGAAUUGCAGCUUGUUAGGUCUUCUAAGAAAGUGAAAGGGCCUAAAGAGUCUUAGUUCUCUUUAAAGAGCAUCACCACUGGAGAGACUGUUUUCAGUUUUGUUUUUUUAAUUGGUUUAAAUGCAAUGUGCUUGGGAGUGGGGAGAAAACAACUGGGAGAUAGACAUAAUGGAAGCAAGCUGCUGUAUAUCUAAAUUUAGGGGAAUUAAAAUAAGAAUGUGAGGUCAAUUGGAUAGAAAUAGUUUAGGAUGACUAGAUCACCACCUCCCUCAAUAGCCUUAAGCAAAUCAGUUAUACCGGUGCCUUAAAAACAGCUUGGUGCCUUAAAAACAGGUCACGGCUCUCUGUGCCUAUCCCCAGGAGCUGGGCUCAGCAGCUCCACAAAGGUCUGAGCCCCCUUCCCCUGGGUGUGACCACAGGGGUCAGCAGCUUUGGGAGUGUGGGGCCUUGCUUUCCUGUUCCUUUUGGUCACUGCAAAUGUUUCUGUUGCUAAUUAGUCAUCGUGGAAGGCUGAGGCCGGACUGGAUGGCUGUAAAGCACUCCGGCAAUACAAGACAUUCAGCAAUUCUUUUCCUUUGUCAGAGGUGGUGGGUAUUAGUGACUCAACAGAAUGGUACCGAUGGGGCUUUCUUCCAGGAUUACUUUGCCGCGUAAUACCCACAUAAACCCCACCUCUACAAGCUAAGCCACUUAGUUCUUAUAAACUGAGGCUUGGCUUUGUUUGAUUUCGGGGACUGAUAAGCUAAAUUUGGGUAGUUGUAAAGUAUUUGACACUCCUGGGUGUGAAAUGUCUCCAGUGACAUACCUGAGGGACCUGUCUCCAGCUAUUCCCAUUAGCACAUUGUGAACACUUGUCUGGGUGUUGAGUGUGCGUGCAAGCCUGUCUGCUUCUGCGGAUCUGUCUGGAGGAGCUAGCGAUGGCCAUGCUGUGCCAUGGGAUAGAAUAGUCUGAAAAGGUAUCUCACGCUUCAGAGGGCAAUGCGCUCGCUGUAACUGACCAGGUUUUGAAUAGCUAACCUCCGGAACUUAGGAACAAAUACAUCUUCCUCAUAGGUAAACUUGCUGAAAAUCACUGUAAGAUAGGUGUAAAAAACUUGUAGAGAGUAUUUUCUAAUCACUGAUAAACUAAAAGCACUUUGAGACAUUAGUCUACUUUUAUUGAAAGCACUUUCUAUUCUCAAUAUUACACAGUAUCAUUAGUUCCACUCAAGCUUACCUUGCAUUGUGUUGCAAGCAGAUUUUGCUCUACAAUUUGACUCAAAACUCAAUGAUAUAUUUUUCCCUCAGUGCAAUUUUCAAAACAGUUAUCUUCAUUAAUGUCACCUUGUUGACAUUUGUUUUAUAUUAUUCCCAACUCUACCUAAUAAUUUAACAGCUGUUUCAAAUAUUGCAGAGGCUUCAAAGUAUUCUGAACUUUACUUUGCUGUGAAUAAAAUGAGAACACAAAUACCGUAAUAAGUCUAAUAGCUAAUUCAUAGGAUGUUGUUAUGCCAGUAAGUCACAGUGACUAGGAAUAUUUCCAGACGUGCUCACUCCAGCUGGUACCGAAAUAACACAGUUUAAAUAACUGGAUGUUCACUUGUGAAGAAAAGGAACUAUGGAGUAGCCACCUGGGUGUUUAAGUGUACCAGUGUCAUGCAGAAUAGCCAUUUGCCCUCCUCCCCCCUUCCCGGUGAGGAAGUUUCCCAUGUGAGGAGCAUCUUGAGAAUUCUUCUUUAUCUAUGGAAGUGGAGCCGUGAUCAUGUUUGCAUAGCUUCAGGGCUGUGUUUUACUAUCGGAUGGAAUUUCACCACUUUCACCUAAAACAAAGCUUCGCUGAUAAUACUGCAACCUGAUCUAGAGGUUUGCACAAUGAGGAGUUACAACUGCAAAAUUGAUUCCUAAAAUUAGUUUAAAUGUAAACAGUUGUUGGGAGACUUUGGUCUAUAUUAAAUUCACACAGUCUCUGGACAAUCUUCCCCCUCUUACAAACUUUCCUAAAUCUGAACAUAGCCCCAGCAAUUUUUUUUUUUUUCCCCAGAGCAAAAUGUGAAACUCCAAUGUUGUCACUUAACUUUGAAUUUCAUGUUUACUAUUUCACCCACACAUACAAUUCCUAUGUAGUCGUAAUAGGCACGGUGUUACACAGUGUGGAAUGUCUUGUUUCUGGUAGCUGUGUAUUUGUUUAUAUUAAAUAGUAGAAGCCUGAGAAUGUAAGUCAGUUUUAUGUACUAGCCAUUAUUCAUUCAAAGAACACCCAUUCUGGGAAUGCAUGGUAGGCUAAGCUGUAAUGAAAUCAGGCAGGACUGUUCACAGUUGUAAAACUGGUUAACCAGAAUGUCUGAAGCAGUGAAACUAUUCCAUUCUUCAGACACUUUGGGCUAUCCCUGCUGCUUUUGAGUGCAUUAGGAAAAUACUAGAGUUUCAGUAACAACUAGACAGGCCAAGGCCACUGGGAACUGUUCAGGUUACAAAGAAAUCACUGUCAGGGCUGUUGACAGCCAAAGAACUUUCAGAAGUGUUAAGUUAAAUCUGUAACUCUGCCAGAACGGGGAAGAGCUCCCUCUUGCUUGCCCAGGUGAUCUAUGUGCUGUACCAAGUACCAUUCCUGUUUCUCCUCCUUCUCCCCCAGCUGUUUCACUAUGAAAACUUAGCAAUAGAGGAGGAGUGAAGUGAGGGGUAUUAACAGAGCACAGCAACCUACCUUACAGACCAGCCGUAGCACUAGAAAUUAUCUUGACACCUGACAAUGGAGUUCUUAACACUUCAACUCUCUCCCGAGUUUGGUCAUUCAAGUCUUGAUACCACAUAAAUCAUCCCCUACAGCCGUCUUCUCCUCAAAGUACCUGCUAAUGUAGCAUAACUGAUAGCUUUACUUGUAAAGCCUUUGAACAAAGUCUCUUAUUUAUGAGUGCCAUUGAAAACUAACCUUCUUGCAUUAAAUAUGUCUGGAUGUAUUGUUUUAUUA